CCCGCCAAUGCCCCUCCUCAAUUUUAGUGACAUCAACUUAUCGUCCUACUGAUUGACUCGAGGGCUAGAAUAGACGUUCAGCUGUUUAGGAUCGACUGUUUUUUUGUCCUUGGGUCAAUCAACCCCCCCCUAUUAGCCAUGGCUGAAGUUAAUCUUCAAGAAAUACACGACACUCUGCUGUCAAUCGCCUUUGAGGCCGGCCGGAUGAUCUUGGGCGCCAAUCCCAACGAUGUUUCUACUGGCACAAAGCUCAACUCCGUCGACAUUGUCACCGAGACCGACCAGGCCGUCGAGCGCAUGAUCUCGACGCGCCUGAAGACCACCUACCCGACGUUCGCCUUCGUCGGCGAGGAGACGUACGUGGCGGGCGAGACGAGGGUGACCGACGCCCCGACCUUCAUCGUCGACCCCAUCGACGGCACCACCAACUUCAUCCACGGCUUCCCCAACGCCUGCGUCAGCCUCGGCUUCGCCGUCGGCCGCGUCCCCUCCGUCGGCGUCGUCUACAACCCCUUCCAGGACCUGCUCUUCACCGGCAUCCGGGGCCACGGAAGCUUCGUGCAGCGCAACGCCUCGCUGGCCGAGGGGGCCGCCGGCCGCGGGCCAAAGCAGCGCCUUCCGCUGGCCGGGCGCGGGUCCGGGGCCGCGGCGCCGCCGCUGACGGGUCUGGGCGCGGCGCUCGUGGCGGUCGAGUGGGGGUCCAGCCGGGACGGGCCCAACUUCGAGGUCAAGGCGCGGACGUUUGAGCGCCUGGCGGCGAGCCGCGAGGCGGGCGGGAGCAUGGUGCACAGCCUGCGGUCGCUGGGCUCGGCGGCGCUGAACCUGUGCGCCUGCGCGGCCGGGCAGGUCGACGCCUACUGGGAGGGCGGGUGCUACGCCUGGGACGUCUGCGCCGGCUGGUGCAUCCUCGCCGAGGCGGGCGGGUUUGUUGCUAGCGGAAAUCCCGGCGAGUGGGAGCCCGCGAUCGACUCGCGUGUCUACCUCGCCGUCAGGGGCGCGCCGAGCGGGCAGAGGGAGCUCGUCGAGGAGUUCUGGGCGGUGAUUGGGGAUGGGAGGAUGGAUUACCAGCACUAGGCAUUUUGUUGCUGUUGAGCACACAUCGUGCGUGGACUUUUUUCCACCCCACUGUACCGGGGGGAAAUAUUGGGAUUUCGAACUAGACUUUCAAGUUAAGAUGGAAUGGGUACGCUCAUAUAUGGAUAGAUUUAAUAGAC
Phialemonium atrogriseum is the source of this 1214-nucleotide messenger RNA. Its product is annotated as inositol monophosphatase 2. Bases 139 to 1074 code for a protein of 311 amino acids. Gene Ontology annotation, molecular function: inositol monophosphate 1-phosphatase activity. The record is from RefSeq and is a predicted model, not a curated record. Lineage: Eukaryota; Fungi; Ascomycota; Sordariomycetes; Cephalothecales; Cephalothecaceae. Gene Ontology annotation, biological process: phosphatidylinositol phosphate biosynthetic process; inositol metabolic process; signal transduction. The transcript is spliced from 2 exons.